This is a messenger RNA of Brenthis ino (lesser marbled fritillary), 1215 nucleotides long. The record is from the annotation of a GenBank genome assembly. NCBI's taxonomy places the organism in Eukaryota, Metazoa, Arthropoda, Insecta, Lepidoptera, Nymphalidae.
AUGGCAGGGUUUGGAGAUUAUAGUGCUUAUAAUCGACCCUUUGGACUAGAUCCUAAUAGGGAAACAAACGAUUUGUAUGAUACUCGUUAUCAACAGAUUUAUGGUUAUCAUACUCCCUUGACAGAAGAAUAUCAAGGUCCACCCUUGGUAAUGGAUGACCCUCCAGAAGAAGAAAGUAAUACAUAUGUUACAACUGCUAUAAGUGUAGCCAGUCUUGUGACAGAGAAUUUGUUGAGCCAUCCAUUUAUAGUGCUUAGAAGGCAAUGCCAGGUUCAUAAUAGUCUAAGAAACUAUCAUAUAGUACCAUACACCCUCCUCCCAGUUGUGGUAAGGCUACACCGAAGACAGGAUUUCACUACUCUAUGGAAAGGUAUAGGGUCAACAUGCAUUAUAAAAGGACUUAACUUGGCUGUUGAAGAUGUGAUAUCAAAAGGAACUGGAUGGCCUAAAGAAAUUGGAAAAUGUGGUUCAGUUCUACAAUUUUUGCAACAUUUAACCUUAAAAUGUAUAAGUGUAGCUAUUGUAACUCCUUUCUAUUCUGCAAGUCUUGUUGAGACUGUUCAAAGUGAUAUUGCUAGUGAUAAACCAGCAAUUUUUGAUGUAUUCAGAGAAGGUUUUGUUCGAAUUUUGGAAUGGGGAACUCCAAGCCGUGGCAGAAUGUUGCCUAUAUGGGCUAUUGUAUUGCCAACAGUUGGUCUUGGUAUAUCAAAGUAUUUUGCCCACAUGUUAUUGAAAAGUGUAACAGUCAGGAUCCUCCGUUUUCAACAGCGUCAUAAACAUGAACUCCAUGACUCAUACAGCUCAAACUAUUCUAAAAAUUCACAAAAUCCCUUAAUUGAAGAUAUCAACUUAAAAGCCAAUAUUUUCUCUUUUAUUACUAUGGAAAUAUUGUUUUACCCAGUUGAAACAAUCAUACAUAGACUUCAUAUACAGGGAACACGGACUAUAAUUGACAAUUUAGAUACAGGUACAUCAGUAACUCCAAUCUUAACUGGUUAUGAAGGGUUCAUAGAUUGUUACAACACAACCAUUGCUAAGGAGGGUGUUGGAGGUCUAUAUAAAGGUUUUGGAGCCUUGAUUCUGCAACUUGCUGCUCAUUUAGCAAUAAUAAAAUUAACAACAUUCAUAGUAUCUGAAAUGUCUAAUCUCCUCAAACCUGCCUCUCCAACCAACUCGGAGGACUCUGCUCAUUCUCAGCAGAAAUAUUUAUUUAAU